GUCUCUUCUUGUGGCAGACAGUAACAGGAAGCGCUGCCGGCGCCUCCGAACCCGCUGGGAGAGCGAGCCAUGGAGUUCUCAGAGGAGAGGUUGCGGAAGUGGCUGAGCAAGUAUAAAUUCCGAGAUCUGACCAUAGAAGAACUGAAGCACAUAAAUGAGUUGUAUCCCACCAUCAGGUUCACAAUGAGCACCUACACUUUUAAGGAUGGAUCCCAGAAAGACCUUCUGAACUUUACUGGUACUGUUCCAGUAAAAUAUAAGGGUAACAUUUAUAAUAUUCCAAUUUGCAUAUGGAUUUUAGAUUCUUAUCCUUUUGCUCCACCCAUUUGUUUUCUAAACCCUACUCCUAACAUGGGAAUUUCUGUAGGAAAACAUGUUGAUGUCCGUGGAAGGAUUUACCUGCCAUAUCUACAAGCCUGGAGCCAUCCGCAGUCAGUAAUUAUAGGGUUAUUACAGGAAAUGAGCAUAAAAUUUGAAGAGGAACUCCCCUUAUAUGCGUUAUCAUCUUCUGACGAAGCCAGACAGAUGGACCUACUUUCUUAUAUCACAAAAAUUGUUGAAGGUGAAAACAAUGGACAAUCAAAGGGAGAAGAAAAGAAAAAUGAUGGAGGACUACGCAAAGUUACAAUAAUUGGGGCUGGAGAUCUGGGCCUUGCUUGUAUUUUGGCUAUUUCAGCAAAGAAUGUUGCUGACAAAGUGGUUGUCUUGGAUUGCUCAGAAACUACAGUGAAAGGAGGAACAAUGGACCUAGAAAUCUUUGACUUGCCAAAGGUGGAAAUUAGUCGAGAUUUUUCUGCGUCAGCAGACUCAAAACUGGUGGUGCUUACCGUUAAUUCUUUAGGCAAUGCUCAGUCCUAUCUGGAGGUUGUUCAGAGCAAUGUGGAAUUGUUCAGAGGCAUUAUUCCAUCAAUAGCUCAUUACAGUCAACACAGUGUACUGCUUAUUGCCUCUCAACCAGUAGAAAUAAUGACCUAUGUGUCGUGGAAGCUGAGUGGAUUUCCCAAAAGCAGAGUUAUUGGAAUUGGUUGCAAUUUGGAUUCAGCAAGAUUCCAGUAUGUUAUUACAAAUCUGUUGAAAACCCAAAGCAGAAGUAAAGACAAUUGGAUUAUUGGUGAACAGGGAGUAAACAAAGUGGCAGCAUGGAGUUCUAAUUCUGUGAUAAAUCAUCCUGGUGAUAAGUUAACAAAUGAUCAACAGGUGUUGACUAACAGAGCCAUGGAAAUUCUGAAAGGAAAAGGCCAAAGGUCUUGGUCUGUUGGUCUGUCAAUAGCUGAUCUGACUGACACUAUAUUGAAUGAUAAAAGAAAAAUACAUUCUGUAUCCACCACGGUGAAGGGGUAUUAUAAUAUAAACAGUGAAGUAUUUUUAAGUAUGCCUUGUGUACUUGGAAUCAGUGGUGUAACUGAAAUUAUGAAGCCAGUGGAAGAGGAUAAUGUAGUUGAAAAACUUCAAACCAGUGCUGCAUCUGUCAAUGACCUUCAACAGCAGCUGAAGCUCUGACUGCCAGGAAACCAUAGAUUUUUGUUCUUAAAAUAUUUGAGAUUUACAGAAAAGGUAUUAAUGACCGACUGAGUCAAACAUCAAAUUCUCACAGUGUGGAAAUUUUAGUGAAUAUUAUUAUAUGGUAACUAAAAUUAGACAAAAACAUUGUGGUUAGGAAAGUUGUUUGACCAUGAUAUUUCCUAAUCAUGAAUUAUUGUACUUCUUUGCCCUUUCCUCAUUUUGCUGUGGCCUUCAAUACUACUAUUCAACUUUGCUCUCUAAAGUAAAUUUUUAUUUUAAUCAGAGAUGUUUAGGCAGUCAGAGGUAAUGUAUCACCAUUGGGUUGCUAUUUCC
Notechis scutatus (mainland tiger snake) is the source of this 1836-nucleotide messenger RNA. RefSeq names its product UEV and lactate/malate dehyrogenase domains (gene UEVLD). Gene Ontology annotation, molecular function: L-lactate dehydrogenase (NAD+) activity. Gene Ontology annotation, biological process: pyruvate metabolic process; protein transport; lactate metabolic process. The record is from RefSeq and is a predicted model, not a curated record. Lineage: Eukaryota; Metazoa; Chordata; Lepidosauria; Squamata; Elapidae.